This is a messenger RNA of Alternaria rosae, 648 nucleotides long. RefSeq lists its product as uncharacterized. The transcript has a single exon. Lineage: Eukaryota; Fungi; Ascomycota; Dothideomycetes; Pleosporales; Pleosporaceae. The record is from RefSeq and is a predicted model, not a curated record. The annotation marks the transcript as partial.
UACAUGCGCGUUGUUGCAAAAGAGGCGGAGGGAUUCAUGACAGCGAUCCAAAAUGCAGAAGACUCCAUAGCAUCUGAGCGGACUUUAAGCGACUUACUUCGCGAACUCAAUGCUAUCAGCCAUAAGAUCAGGGUUUCAAACCUAAAGACACAGUUUGCGUUCAGUAACGAUGCUGCAGAAUGGGCAGACAAUAUUCUGAGGUCACUAAAACUCAAACAUAUGCGGCGGGACCUGCCGGGAUUCACUCGAGGGAUGGAGAGAAACCAUCCAGAUCGUUUGCAAGAAACCAUUGCGGAGGUACGCCAGCACAUUACCGACAUCGCUGCGGAAAAUCAGCAGAAACGACAGGAGCAGCUUCAACAAAGAGAAGAUGCUCGAGCAGAAAGGGAAGAGAAGUUUCUCGAAGAAAGCAUCAGAAUUGCCGAAGAGACGAAACGGGACAGUCGAACCAUGCGCGGCAUAGCCUGGGUCACUAUCGCAUUUCUUCCCGCGACCUUUGUGUCUUCAUUCUUCGGCAUGAACUUCUUCAACGGUAUUGCCGGAAACGUACCUUUCGAUGAGGCAAGCCGCAGCGUCUGGCUUUUCUUCGUGGUAGCCAUACCAAUCAGCGCUGCGGUACUAUCCACGUUUUAUAUCUGGGAUGAAAAG